GCGCCCCAUGGACGAGGCAACGAGGCAGUUCUUCCGGCGGCAGCAGCAGGAGGACCCGGAGAACCAGGCCUGCGUGGACACAGCCGCGGCGAACCCGCAGUGGGCCUCCGUCUCGCAUGGUUGCUACAUCAGCCUGGAGUCCUCCGGGGUGCACCGCAGCCUAGGCGUGCACGUCAGCUUCGUGCGGUCGACCACGAUGGACUCGUGGAAGCCGCUGCAGCUUCGGCUCAUGGAGCUGGGCGGCAACCGGCGCCUCCGUGCGCACUUCAGGAAGCACGGAGUGCCCGACGCCAUGCCCAUCGCCCAGAAGUACAACACCCGGGCCGCGGAGUGGUACCGCAGGAACCUGCGCGCGCUGGCCGAGGGCCACGCCCCGCCGGAGGACCUGCCAGAAGGCACUGGGCAUCUCCCGGUCGGCGCGCCGCCCUCGGCUACCCAGCUCGCGUUCGCCAAGGCGGCGGCCGGCGCGGAGGCCGUGCAGCACGUGUCCGCAGGCGGCGGUUGGCGCGCCGCGGCCCGCCCUUUGGCGGGGCCGAGAGCCGCGGGCCGGGAUACGGCAGGGGUUCAAUCAGUGGCGAGGCGUCUUGGCUCGCCUAUGCGCCCACCGAAGAAUGUGAUAUGA
Molecule: messenger RNA, 622 nt
Organism: Prorocentrum cordatum
Lineage: Eukaryota; Dinophyceae; Prorocentrales; Prorocentraceae
Source: the annotation of a GenBank genome assembly